CAAAUGCCAGGCGCGCUAGCAGAUGUCAGAGCGGGCCGAUCAUGGCUCUGUCGAGAGCACUCAGAUGUUGUCAGAGGAUUUUCUCCUGGAUUCCCGUCAUCAUCAUCUCAUCUGUGGUCCUCUGGUCUUAUUACGCCUAUGUCUUUGAGCUGUGCUUCGUUACUCUCAGUAAUCAUCUGGAGAGGGUGGCCUAUUUGUUGAUAUUCCAUGUUUGCUUUAUAAUGUUCUGGUGGACCUAUUGGAAGGCCAUCUUUACUUCACCAUCUACACCGUCUAAAAAGUUCCAGUUAUCAUACACUGAUAAAGAAAAAUAUGAGAUGGAAGAGAGACCGGAUGUUCAGAAGCAGAUCCUCGUGGAUAUUGCCAAGAAACUUCCCAUCUUCACGCGCGCUCAGUCUGGAGCUAUCAGGUUCUGUGAUCGUUGUCAGGUGAUAAAGCCAGACCGCUGUCACCACUGCUCCGUGUGUGAAACAUGUGUUUUGAAAAUGGAUCACCAUUGUCCAUGGGUAAACAACUGUGUUGGAUUCUCCAACUAUAAGUUCUUUCUGCUGUUCCUGUCUUACUCCAUGAUCUACUGCGUCUUCAUCGCAUCAACAGUGUUUCAGUACUUCCUCAAGUUCUGGGUGGGAGAUCUGCCCAAUGGCUCCGCGAAAUUCCACGUGCUCUUCCUGUUGUUUGUGGCUCUCAUGUUUUUUGUCAGUCUUAUGUUCCUGUUCGGCUACCACUGCUGGUUGGUGGCUAAAAACAGAUCGACGCUAGAGGCGUUUUCUGCACCAGUGUUUCAGAACGGGCCUGACAGGAAUGGUUUUCAUGUUGGGCUCAGCAGAAACCUCCAGCAGGUGUUUGGGGAGGAUAAAAAGCUCUGGUUUAUUCCUGUGUUCACAAGUCAGGGUGAUGGGCACUAUUUCCCGCUGAGGACCCUGCGUGAAUCUGAGAAUCCUCUAUUGGCCAAUGAGGAGAAAUGGUUAGAGGACGGUGGAUCAGAUGAGGAAAGCGCAGAUGAAAAUGGACCUUCAGUCAUUAUUAGGACUGAAUCAUAAUCACUGGAGUGGACGAACCCUUGUGGGACCCUUAACUGACUUUAGCACCAAGAGUGGUUUAAGAAAGCACCAAACGUUGAAUGAGACGACUGCAAUCCAAAUCCUGGACCAUGCCAGAAAAGCAUGUUUUUAGAGAGCCAAAUAUAUCGGGAACAGUGAGGACUUUUCUUGUUAUGCUGAUUACCUAGAACUUAUCAUGCUGAAUGUUAUCAAGUAUAUUUCUCGUCUUUUAUGAAACGGAGCGCCACAGGACAAUCACUGGCAUUUUCCGAGGUCAUAGACCUGUUGGACUGUUUAUUAUCGUGCUUUGAGGACAACAUACGGACGCAUCUCUGGUCGAAUUUAUCAGCACACGUUUGGAGGUAUUUCUAGGAUGGUUCUGGUUGCCGAGUUUUGUUCUCAGAUAGUUGAAUGAAUCAUUUGAAACCUUGAGGACCUGUCCAGAUCAUAUUCCACCCAAACAUAUAUCAAAAAUGUGCAAAAAAAGAGAGCAAAACUUAAGUUGUUUAAACUGUGAACAAGUAUUUAAACAUUUUGGUAGUAUUUCUUAUCCUGUCUUUAAUUUAUGCUGAUUUUAAUUAAAAGCAUUGUAUUACAAUAAACAAAGUCUGUAUAGCAAUAAUGAGCAUUAUAAGGCUUACAGCAAAUCUUAAAAUGAAAAUGUCUGGAUGCAUUACAAUAAUGAAAAUUGGGAUGUCACCAAGUAAAAUAGGUUUCUUAGUUAUUUAUGCUCAAUAUCAUUCCUCGAAUUUCCUUUUUCUUUUCAUUUGGGGUGAAAUGUGACCUAGAAUUGUUUUAUGACAUUCACCUAAUGGUGCAAACAGAAGUACAGAGAGCUCUGCCUUUGGUGUGUGUGUGUGCGUUGCCACCAUCUAUUUGAGUUUCCAUAUUCAGUUGGUAAGAAAUCAAUCCUAUGCAUUUAUCCACUGUAUACGUUGGCUGGCAUUUUUAUGAAGCUUUUUUAACCCUGAAUGCCUAAUUCCGACUGCUUUCCUGUGGUCAAUAGAGCAGUCUGGGUUCACCUCAUUCCUUUUGCAUUGUGAUGCAAUGUAAACACAUUUUGAUACCUCUGUCUGUAUAUAUUUAGGAAGAGACUGCUGAGGUCAGUAUUUAUUAGGACUUCUAGCAUGCAAACCCUAAUACGGGAUAUGUUUAUUACCAGGCUGUUUUCAGACU
Molecule: messenger RNA, 2216 nt
Organism: Rhinichthys klamathensis goyatoka
Lineage: Eukaryota; Metazoa; Chordata; Actinopteri; Cypriniformes; Leuciscidae
Gene: zdhhc15b
Product: zinc finger DHHC-type palmitoyltransferase 15b
Exons: 12
Coding region: 42-1040 (332 amino acids)
Biological process (GO): synaptic vesicle maturation; peptidyl-L-cysteine S-palmitoylation; protein targeting to membrane
Cellular component (GO): endoplasmic reticulum; Golgi apparatus
Molecular function (GO): protein-cysteine S-palmitoyltransferase activity
Source: RefSeq, a predicted model, not a curated record